AUGAAUGUUGCACGAUUUCUUCACACAGCAUCCACAUUGGCAGAUGGAAAAGUAUUAAUUACUGGUGGAUACAACAAUAGUGUUAGUUGUCUCAAUAGUGCUGAAUUGUACAAUCCAUCAACAGGCACUUGGACAGUCACAGGAAGCAUGAAUACCGCACGAUAUAUCCACACAGCAACUACAUUAGCAAAUGGAUCAGUAUUAGUUACUGGUGGAUAUAACAGAGUUAUUUAUCUCAAUGGUGCUGAAUUAUACAAUCCAUCAACAGGCACUUGGACAAUCAUAGGAAACAUGAGUGUCGCACGAGGAUAUCACACAGCAUCCACAUUAGCAAAUGGAUCAAUAUUAGUUACUGGUGGGUAUAACAGCGGUAGUAGUUAUCUCAAUAGUGCUGAGUUGUACAAUCCAUCAAUAGGCACUUGGACAACCACAGGAAGCAUAAAUGCCGCACGAUUUCUUCACACAGCAAACACUUUAGCAAAUGGAUCAGUAUUAGUUACUGGUGGGUAUAACAGCGGUAGUAGUUAUCUCAAUAGUGCUGAGUUGUACAAUCCAUCAAUAGGCACUUGGACAACCACAAGAAGCAUGAGUGCCGCACGAGAAUAUCACAAAGCGUCCACAUUAGCAAAUGGAUCAGUAUUAGUUACUGGUGGAUACAAUGGUGUUUUUCUCAAUAGUGCUGAACUUUAUUAA
This is a messenger RNA of Adineta steineri, 693 nucleotides long. NCBI's taxonomy places the organism in Eukaryota, Metazoa, Rotifera, Eurotatoria, Adinetida, Adinetidae. The record is from the annotation of a GenBank genome assembly.